GCUGUCCAGCUCAUCAGAUUUUCCAAGAAAUCUUUGCCCUUUAGGUUCGGGCCAUAUUUUAUUCGAUUAUUAGCUCGUCACUCGCCUUUUCUUCUCCCUCCAGUUUCGAGUGAUAGGAUCCGAACUCUUUUGCUCCGGGCGGCGAUCUCUGAAUGGAGUCCUGCCCAACAGUUAAAAGUAUUCUUCUCCUUGACUCUGAAGGGAAACGUGUAGCUGUCAAGUACUAUACAGAUGACUGGUCAACACACUCUGCGAAAUUGGCAUUUGAGAAAUCUGUCUUUACCAAGACUCAGAAAACAAAUGCUCGAAAUGAAGCGGAGAUAGUUAUGUUCGAUGGUUACAUUGUUGUCUACAAGUUCAUUCAGGACCUUCAUUUUUUUCUUAUUGGAGGAGAUGAUGAAAAUGAGCUCAUCUUGGCGGCAGUUCUUCAGGGAUUCUUUGAUGCAGUUGGGCUUCUUCUCAGAAACAAUGUGGACAAGAAGUCAGCACUUGAGAAUCUGGAUUUGAUCCUUCUAUGCCUUGAUGAAAUUGUGGAUAGAGGGAUCAUUUUGGAAACAGAGGGAAGUGUAAUUGCGGGAAAAGUUGCCACCAGUGGUUUGGACAGUGCAGGAUCACUUACUGAGCAGACUAUAUCCCAGGCCCUUGCCACAGCACGUGAACACUUGGCAAGAUCUCUUCUCAAGUGAUGCAGUGGCAAGAUGCAAAUAUUUUAGCCUUUAUCAAUAGUCAAUGGUCAUGUAAAAUGCACCUAUUUUGUACUGUCUCGAUCAAUCAAUUGAUUCCAGUUAGUAUCAGAAGUGAUGUUAUGAGCAUGGUGGGCAUGGUGGCUGGUUAUGUAGGCGUAACAACUGUUGUUGAUAACUCCCUAAGAAAAGGUGAGCUUGCAGCAAUCAAGCGUUGGAAUAAUUAAGUGGCACUAAAUGGAAACUUUUGGGUGGACUUAUUUUCUCGUAUGAUUUUAUUUGGUCCCUUUCUUAGUUCAUAAUUAUGCAUCUUUAUAAU
Molecule: messenger RNA, 1002 nt
Organism: Phoenix dactylifera (date palm)
Lineage: Eukaryota; Viridiplantae; Streptophyta; Magnoliopsida; Arecales; Arecaceae
Product: coatomer subunit zeta-2-like
Biological process (GO): retrograde vesicle-mediated transport, Golgi to endoplasmic reticulum; intra-Golgi vesicle-mediated transport; intracellular protein transport
Cellular component (GO): COPI vesicle coat
Source: RefSeq, a predicted model, not a curated record